AUGAAGUGGUGCGUGUUGGUGUUGGUAUUCGCCGGUUUGACUAGGGGCGAUAAUGCCAUCGAUACGAACAACAUCUUCAAUUGUCCAGAUCUCAAUGCUCAAGAUGAAAUAGAUCUCGACAAGAUAAUGGACAAAUGGUACGUCGUAGAAGUACUGCAACACAAACUCGACCCCACAAAGCCAGUGAAGACCAUUGUCAGCAAUGAUCUUUGUCCGAUUGUGAAGUUGAGACCAUUUGAACAUUCUUCGUUGAAACUGUGGUGGAGUGAGGAAUCUGGAGACCUGGAAUAUACCUUCCGGAUACCAAAUAUUAGCACGAAAAAAGGUUUAUGGCGAAAUAUGUAUCCGCAGAAUGGUACCUUGGCGGAGAGGCCAGACUACAAACAGUUCUCCGGCAGUGUGCACGUAAUGAAGGCCGUUGCCUCGGACAUGGUGUUGACUUUCUGCUCCCGGACUCCCGACCAUCAGCUCUAUUCCCUCCUAUUGUCACGUGAGCACACUCUGCAGAAGAGCGACAAACGAGGCGUUCAUAAUCUCCUGGGACGCCGCGGUCUGAAGAUCAACGAUAUCCGUGAGACUUGCGUGAACGGCGGCGCCAGAUCAAGACGGAGCGCGCUCGAUUUCGUCGUCUGGAUGACCCUCGUCGGCUUGUUCUCGUCGAGCGUCCUCUUCAGAUCCUGGCAGUAGUGAAAUCAGACGGACGAUCGAUCGAUCUCGAGACACUCAGAUCACCAGAUCGCGCCCGACUGUGUUUCGGACUAAUUAACGCGAUUAUACUAACACUUUGGAUGCUACCGCGCGAGUAAUCUCAGAACAUUACACCGAGUUACGGAAAUCCAUUGACUGCACUCGACGUACACGUGUUACGUUAGUUAUGUAUUUAAGAUGCCCUCACGCCGAAUUAAAUAAUAAUUUUCCCGUCGCGAUAUUCUGCGUAAUUUAAGUUCUUGCAUGGAAUAAUUUUUAAUUACGUAUCUCUCUUUCAAAAAAUUUAUAUUAUGAUUUA
Atta colombica is the source of this 1006-nucleotide messenger RNA. RefSeq lists its product as uncharacterized. The transcript is spliced from 3 exons. The record is from RefSeq and is a predicted model, not a curated record. The coding region runs from base 1 to 687 and encodes 228 amino acids. NCBI's taxonomy places the organism in Eukaryota, Metazoa, Arthropoda, Insecta, Hymenoptera, Formicidae.